CAAAAAGGAAGAGGGAACCUGAGAAAGGGACAUUAAAAUACAGACUGGCCAUAAACGAGCACACUGGAGUCGCCAGCAGGCCGGGGAGAGAGAGGAAAGAAGUAAGGGAACAGGAGAUUGCGACUGAGUGCCAUGUCCCAAGGCGGGUAUUUUGAGAGCGAGCGGCACUACCAAGCCCUGGAAAUGGCCCCAGCCCGGCCCAGCGGCCCCGAACUGGGCCCGCUCUGUGAAUCGGAGCUGGCUUCGUACAUGGGAGACGAGCAGCUGCUCUCGGAGUUGCUGCAAGGGGCCCAGCAGAGAGCGCCCAAGGGUGCCCCGUUCCCCAACUACUUCCCCGGGGAGCCGUACCCCUUCCUGUCCUACGGAGGCGAGCGCAAGGGCCUCGGGCCCUUUGAGCCACGGGCCGUUGCUGUUAAGGAGGAACCGCGAGGCGGCGAUGCUGGGCGGGCCGACGGCCGCCAUCCCUACAACACCGGGCACUUUCCAGCAACCCACUGCGCCCAGGUGACCCUCGCCCAGCCGGGAGUGCGUCCUGGACAAGCCCUGAGAGUGCUCAAGGGCCCGCCUUGCAGCCCUUCCCCGCCCUGCGGCACCCCCAAGAGCAAGAAGUCCAUGAACAAAGACAGCUUGGAGUACCGCUUGCGCCGGGAGCGCAACAACAUCGCCGUGCGCAAGAGCCGGGACAAGGCCAAGCGUAGGGUGAUGGAGACGCAGCAGCGCAUGGUGGAACUCCUGGGCGAAAACGAACGGCUGCGCAGCCGGGUAGAGCAGCUGAUGCAAGAGACAGAGACCCUCCGUGACGUUUUCCGCCAAGUGCCCGAAGCCGCUGGGCUUAUCAAAGGGCUGGGGGGAUGCAGCUGAAGCCAACCUUGGGUGGAGAGCAGGCCGGGCCAGAGGAGGCGGGGCCUGGAAUUAAGAGGGGCGGGAUUUGGAGCAUGUAA
This is a messenger RNA of Elgaria multicarinata webbii, 941 nucleotides long. RefSeq names its product CCAAT enhancer binding protein epsilon (gene CEBPE). The record is from RefSeq and is a predicted model, not a curated record. Gene Ontology annotation, biological process: regulation of transcription by RNA polymerase II; DNA-templated transcription. Bases 133 to 861 code for a protein of 242 amino acids. Lineage: Eukaryota; Metazoa; Chordata; Lepidosauria; Squamata; Anguidae. Gene Ontology annotation, molecular function: DNA-binding transcription factor activity, RNA polymerase II-specific; RNA polymerase II cis-regulatory region sequence-specific DNA binding. The transcript has 2 exons.